This is a messenger RNA of Colletotrichum fioriniae, 933 nucleotides long. The record is from RefSeq and is a predicted model, not a curated record. NCBI's taxonomy places the organism in Eukaryota, Fungi, Ascomycota, Sordariomycetes, Glomerellales, Glomerellaceae.
AUGGUCAAGAAUGGCGGCGCUGCUCUCGUCCCUGACGCCUGGGAGGAUGAUGACUGGGAGUCUGCAGCCGACAAGAUUGACGCCCAACCCACAGAGGUGCAGCCUGAACUGCAGGUACCGAUGACCAAGGCAGAGCGGCUCGCCCAGCACGCCGAGCAGAAUCGAAAGCUCUGGGAAUCAGCUGACUCCCCCACGCCCACACCAAUGACCUUCCUCGAAGCCCAACCCUCAGUCCCCCUCGCCACGGGCUUCAAACCCCAGGUCAAAGUCCUGAGCCGAAAACCCGCGCCCCGAACAAUCGCCCGGCGCGACCCCGUCACUGGCCUCCUCUCCCACCUCUCCCUCGCCGACGACGACGCCGACGACCAGCACGCUGAGAAGAAGCCGCAGCUCACGCCCGAGGAGAUCCGCGCCAAGCAGCAGCGCGAGCUCGAGGAGAAGCAGCGGCGGUACGAGGAGGCGCGCGCAAAGAUCUUUGGCGAGUCGAACCCUUCCUCUGGCGCCUCGAGCCCGAGUGGGACCGUCACACCACCUAGAGGGGGAGGGGGAGGUGCCGAGAACGAAAGAGGUGGAGGGCGCGGCCGGGGAAGGGGACGCGGUCGUGGCGGCGGCGGCGGCGGUGGAUAUCGAGGGAAUUCGAACCGACAAGAUGACCUACGACGACCUGGCAGCAGCAGAUCCGACGCCGUUCGCGCCGAGAGCGGUCGCGAGCUCUACGACCCCGGUUACGCACCACGAGGCGGCUUCGGAAUGCAGAAGCGCGGAGGCGGCGACGGCCCAAACACGUACAACACGUACAACCCGCAUUCUGGGCGUUCGACUCCAAGAGACAUCGAGGACCAGCCCAAGCAGGCCAUUCGAGCUCCACGCGGACCGGAUGGGACUGGACGAGGUGGAUUCGGCUUCGCCAAGCGAGGCACAAAGGAAGGAUGA